Notolabrus celidotus (New Zealand spotty) is the source of this 4624-nucleotide messenger RNA. It is a transcript of the gene gemin5, whose product is annotated as gem (nuclear organelle) associated protein 5. Bases 142 to 4539 code for a protein of 1465 amino acids. The record is from RefSeq and is a predicted model, not a curated record. Lineage: Eukaryota; Metazoa; Chordata; Actinopteri; Labriformes; Labridae. The transcript has 27 exons. Gene Ontology annotation, molecular function: protein binding.
CCAGUCAGAUUUACGACACCAUGCUGGCCGUACGGCUGUUAAUGUAGUUGCUACGACAUGGAAGGUACCAUGUGAGGAGUCUGUCUUUGGUUUAUCAGACUUUAUUAGAGAAUUAACAGAAUUAAAACAGUCGGAGACAUCAUGCACGAGAGGUCGCUCCCCGCCUCUCCGAACUGGUACUGCUCGCGCUGCAGUGACGUCAACAGCAGUGGUCUGCUUGGUGUUGGAGCCAAAAACAACAUCUUUCUGAUUGAUGUGUCUGCAGCCUCCUGCAGGGUCGUAGGUGAGCUCGUCGGCCACAGAGACUUAGUGACGGGCUUUUCUUUCUGUCAGCAUGCCGGGCAGAGUCACAUCUGUGUCAGCUCCUCCAGCGAUGGGAGUGUUCAUUUCUGGGACUCAGACAGCAGGAGUCUUAUCAGAGAAGAAGCCGCUCAUCAGACCUCUGUAACAGCCCUGCAUUGGUCUCCGGUGGAUAAAAACCUGGUGGUGUCAGGAGAUGAGAAGGGCAUUGUGGUCUGUCACUGGUACAACACAGGAGACAUCGCCAGCUUCUUCCCCGAGCCCAGGACCAUCUUCUGCCUCAGCUGCUCCCCGCACACCUGGAGCUCUGUGGCUGUGGGGUACAAAGAUGGGAUGAUCGUGCUGAUCGAUGUGAGUAAGAAAGGCGAGGUGAUGCACCGCCUCAGAGGACACGAUGAUGAGAUCCACUCACUGGCAUGGUCGUCACUGAUUGGCGAGGACCCGCUUUACAGCAGACUAGAGGACAAUGAAGGCAGCAUGUCUGCAGGAGAUGAGAAGGGCUGCUACCUCGCAUCUGGUAGCAAAGACCAGACAGUGAGGAUCUGGAGCUCAGCGAAGGGGAAAGGUGUGAUGACCCUGAAGCUGCCCUUCAUGAAGAAACGAGGCUCUGCAGUGGACCCGGGGGUCAAAGAGAGACUCUGGCUCCACGUCCACUGGCCGAAGGGACGCUCAACACAGCUGGUGUCCAGCUGCUUCAGUGGUGAGUUGGUGAUGUGGGACUUGACCCGGGGAGGGAAGCAGAGGUGGACUCUGUUCGGGACGUCCACCGAGGGUCAGAAUCACAACAGGAUUGUCUUCAACAUGAGCUCAGUGCAGCUGCAGGAUGGCAGAGAGCUGCUCAUCAGCACCUCCAUGGACAGAGAGAUUAAGUGUUGGGACCUGGCUUCUUUGGACUGCCUCUGGACUCUGCCCACGCUGGGUGGUUUCGUCUACGCGCUCACCUUCUCCCCUGUGGGCGUGGGGUGUCUGGCGCUGGGUGUGGGUGACAAUAUGAUCCGGGUGUGGAACACGCUGACCACCCAGAACCAGUACGACACCCGUUCCUUCUGGCAGGGCAUCAAGUCCAAAGUUACAGCGCUGGCGUGGCAUCCUAAAAAAGAAGGAUCCCUGUCUUUUGGGACGGAUGAUGGGAAAGUUGGGAUCUAUGACGUCUUCUCAAACAAGCCUCCUCAGGUAUCGAGCUCCUAUCACCGGAAAACCGUGUACACUCUGGCCUGGGGACCCCCGGUCCCCCCGAUGUCAUUUGGUGCAGCUGGGACAAAGCCGUCUUACAGCCUGUACAGCUGUGCAGGUGAAGGCGUCAUCCUGCAGCACGACCCGACAAGGCUGAGCGGAGAGGCAUCGGACAUUGACAAGCUGAUCAGAGACACAAACAACAUCAAGCACAAGCUGUCUCCACACACCGACCUCAGCUGGAAGCCAGAUGGGAAAGUGGUCGCCAUCGGCAAUGAGGACGGGUGCAUUGAUGUGUAUGAGGCUCCCAGUCUGAAGCUGCUGUGCAGCAUCCAGCAGCAUCACAAGAUCAUCAAUGUGUUACGGUGGCAUCCUGACCUCAGCUCUCCUCCUGAGCUGCACUGUCUCCUGGCCUCAGGCUCCAGCAAUGCCAUUGUUUACAUUCAUGAUCUGGGCUCCAUCAUAGAGAAUCCUCCAGAGAGCCCCCUGGUGGUAACUGAGCCGUAUCGCAGGCUGUGUGGUCACACAUCUAAAAUCACUGGUAUGGCUUGGAGCCCACAUCACGACGCCCGGCUGGUUACUGUGUCUUAUGAUGGCACAGCACAGGUGUGGGACGUGCUGCAGGAGGCAGCUCUCUCUAACUAUAGGGGUCACGUUGGUUAUCUACUGAGUGUGGACUGGUCACCCGUGGACCCGGAUGUGGUCUGGACUGGAGGGAAAGACUUCACUGCGCAGGAGUGGAUGGUCUCCAAACAAGAGUUUACAAAUCCACCCAAAGGGAAAAAGUCGACAGAUCUGAAGGAGAAGAUGAAGACCAAUGCUAGACAGAAGAAGAAGAACAAGAAGACAUCUGGGGCUGGAGGAGCUUCACCGUUCGAGAUGAACGGGGAGUCAGUAAAGGGACAGAAGGCAUCAAAAGGACAGGAGCUGUCUGGAGAAGAUGCAGAAGAUGAAGUCAGCUCAACAAGCAGUCCUUUACCUCCAACAGACACUUUUGAGCCGCAAAGGAAAACCUCCGCUGCUGCGAAGAGCAAAGAAAAAGCAGUUUUUCUAGACUCAACUUUGCUGAAGAAGAAGAAGCCUCGCUCCAUGCUGCCUGUCAGCACCUCCAUGGACCAUCGACCUAAAGAGGACCUGCUGCAGGACUGCAUCACUCUGGCCUCGGUCAGACACAGUGAGGCGCCCCCUGCAGGCUGUGUCCCUGGCAAAGGAGAGCACAUCCAUCUGGGUCUCUUCUCUGACAGACAGGGUCUGUACCGCAUGUUUGAGGCAGAAGAGGAGAGCCACGUAGAGGCCGGUCACUACGACUCUGUGGUGUACCUGCGGCUGUGGAGUGGAGACCUGGAGGGGGCGCUGCAGCUCGCUACAGAGAAAGGAGAGCUGAAUGAUCACCUGCUCUCCAUCGCUCCUAUGGCGGGGUUCCAGGUGUGGAGCAGGGCAGUGGAGGCUUAUGUGAAGCAGCUGUGUCUGCAGGAGCAGUACCUGAAGGCAGCGUCACACCUGCUGUCAAUCAACAAGCUGUACGAGGCAAUUGACCUGCUGCGCUCGCACAAACUCUACAGGGAGGUGAUCGCUCUGGUCAAAGCCCGGCUGCCGGCAGACGAGCCCGUCCUCAAGGAGCUGUACACCUCCUGGGCCUCCGUGUUGGAAAAAGAUGGACAUUUCUCUGCAGCUGCUAAAUGUUACCUUGCUGCUGGCGCCAGUUUUGAUGCUGCUAAAGUCAUCGCCAGGAAAAACGACGUCUCCUCUCUGAGGACAGCAGCCACUCUUGCCAGAGUCUCAGGAGAGGUAGCUCUGGCUCAGUCACUGGCACUGAGAUGUGCCAAAGAUCUGGCUGCUGAUCAGGACUGGGUCAGAGCACAGGAGGUCCUCAGCUCACAGGACAGCCUGCUGGUCCACAGGCUGCAUCUCUGUGUCGCCGAGCUUCUCACUGCGAUGCUUGCAGACCCCUCAGCUGUAUCUGCUGCACCCUGCGUCUCAAGUCACUCAUGGGCAUCACCAGAUGAAUGCCACAUCAGCUUCCAGGACCGAGUGAGAGACGUGUGGGAGGAGCAGUUUGGUGUUUCAUGUGAGACGGGCAAUCACUGCCCUGAAGCUCUCCUGCAGGAGCUGAAGUCUGUGGAAAGUCCAACGCAGACAACCAACAUUCCUCUCAAACAGGUUGUGAUGUAUUCGUCCCUCCAUCUGACCCGCGUGGUGUUGAGCUGGUUGUCUGAAGAUGACAGACAGCUGAUGAAGGAGCUGUGGCAGGCGGUGGCUUGGUUCAGAGAUGCUGGACUCUUCUGUGUCUGUACGGAGCUCUGCAGGCUGCUCUUUCCUGACGGUGAUGUCAAAGUUUUUUCCAAGAAACAUUCCAAAAAUCUGCAUCACACAGAAGAAGAAGCGAAAGCUGCUGCUGACAGCCUGCAGGCAUUAGUCAGCUACCACCGCCUCUACAAACACUGGUGGAGUUCCUCCACCUUGAUCCAGAACGGUUUCUCACACUCAGCAGCUGACACCAGUCCUGGAGAAGAGCUGAGGGACGGAGUGAUCAACGGAGGUGUUUCAGAGUCAGAGGAGAUGGUCUCCUCUACAACUAAGAGGUUUGGUGAACUGGACUUUGACGCGUCUGUGCUUCUGUCUGAACCUCACGCUGUCUGUCAGGCCGCUCAGAGGUCAAUGAAACAGAUCCAGGAGCGGCUGGCGGCCAUGGUGUUGCAGCACAACAGAGGCCAGAGUGGACUGCUCCUACCUGGAGAGAAAGAAAGCUCCGCAUCCAACCAGACCUCUGAGGCAGGAGAGACAGCAGGCUGCCAGGGGCGUGCUGGAGUUGGUCAACGGCCGGAGGAGCCUCAAGAGACUCUUCUCUCUUUGUCUUCCAAGAUGUCAGAAUUUCAGAAACAGCUGGCUGACUUCCCCGACACAAUAAAGGUGUAUCCUCGCCCAGACAUUGUCGAAUGCUGCCUCGUCCUCCUGCACAUCUGCAGGUCUUCAUCGUCCGUCUCCGAGUCUCUCCAACGAGAGGCCAAAGAUCUUCUCUGCAAACAUGGAGCAGACCUUAAAGCCUCUCAGCAAUUUGUGGCCUGAAAUCUUUGUCGUUCGUAAACAGAAAGAAGCACUUCAACUGUACAGAUUUUUGUUGGAUACAUAAAAGUUUGUUUUUGAAAUGAUA